GGUGGUUCUUAUUUUUGUCGUUGUCGGCUAUUGUAGGAAGUAUUUUAGACCGUACCCUACACAGGAAGUGGACAAACAUGCCGGCCAUGGAAGAAAAUAAACCAAUUAGCUGGGCGGAACAGGUUGAAGCUGGAGAAGAUCGUUCACUGCCUCCAGCCUCUGAAGAUUUUGAUGAGCAAAAUAGUAUUAAAACUAUCACAGAAUACAAGUUCAAUGAUGAUGGUAAAAUAGUCAAGGUGGUAAAGACCUACAAAGUUGAAAAAAGAAGGGCUGCAAAGACAAUUGCAAGAAGAAAGAAUUGGAGGAAGUUUGGUGCUGCUGAAAAUGAUCCACCAGGUCCGAAUCCUGCCAACACCAUCGUACAGGUGGAGGAAAUCAAUAUGCAGAUCAUUCUAAACAAAGAGAAUAAAAACCAGGAACCAGAAGAAGAUCCCCUGGCUAAACUGAAGACACAGAAGUUGGUAUCCUGUCGUAUUUGUAAAGGCGACCAUUGGACCACAAAAUGUCCCUACAAGGAUACCCUAGCACCACUACAGGAAACAUUGGAAGGUGAUAAGAAGAAACCAGAAGAGCCCGGUGCUCCAGUGCAGGCACCGUCCACACCUGCGGCAACCAAGCAAACAGGUAGUAAAUAUGUGCCUCCCAGUAUGAGAGAUGGGGCAAAUAAAGGUCGUGGUGAAACGAUGAAGUCUAGCAGAGAUGAGUCAGCAACUAUCAGAGUGACCAACUUGUCCGAAGAUACACGAGAGUCAGAUCUGCAAGAAUUGUUCCGACCAUUCGGACCUAUACAGAGAAUAUAUCUGGCAAAAGAUAAAAAUACUGGUCAGUCAAAGGGUUUUGCUUUUAUCAAUUUUCACAGAAGGGAAGAUGCUGCACGUGCUAUAGCUGGUGUGUCAGGGUUUGGAUAUGAUCAUUUAAUUCUCAAUGUUGAAUGGGCCAAACCCUCUGGCACAGCCUAGUAAAAGGUCAGACAGAGACAAGCUUUUGAAUUGAUAAUUAUUAAACAUUGUGGGAAAUUAACUUAAUAUUAAAUAAAAUUACAGUGAAGAGAGACAAA
Messenger RNA from Ruditapes philippinarum (Manila clam), 1057 nucleotides. Its product is annotated as eukaryotic translation initiation factor 3 subunit G-like. Gene Ontology annotation, cellular component: eukaryotic translation initiation factor 3 complex; cytoplasm. Gene Ontology annotation, molecular function: translation initiation factor activity; RNA binding. The coding region runs from base 78 to 959 and encodes 293 amino acids. Lineage: Eukaryota; Metazoa; Mollusca; Bivalvia; Venerida; Veneridae. The transcript is spliced from 10 exons. The record is from RefSeq and is a predicted model, not a curated record.